Messenger RNA from Hibiscus syriacus, 1395 nucleotides. Its product is annotated as UDP-glycosyltransferase 83A1-like. Bases 1 to 1371 code for a protein of 456 amino acids. The transcript is spliced from 2 exons. The record is from RefSeq and is a predicted model, not a curated record. NCBI's taxonomy places the organism in Eukaryota, Viridiplantae, Streptophyta, Magnoliopsida, Malvales, Malvaceae. Gene Ontology annotation, molecular function: UDP-glycosyltransferase activity.
AUGGGAAAACCACAUGUUUUGGUUAUACCAUAUCCAGCACAAAGCCAUGUCAUUGCUCUCAUGAAUCUCUCCCAAAAAUUAGCCAAUCAGGCCAUCAAAAUCACCUUUGUCAACUCAGAGUUUAAUCACAAGAGAGUCAUUGAUGCAUUUGGCAAGAAUGUCGCCGAAAACGGCUUACUACGGCUAGUUUCAGUACCCGAUGGGUUGGAAGAUGGGGAAGACAGGAACCAGAUAGGGAAGUUAACUGAAAGAUUAGGUCAGGUUAUGCCUGGACACCUGAAGCAGUUGAUUCAUAAGAUUAACGCAUCGGAUGAAGACGAGAUUUCGUGUGUUUUAACUGAUUUAAGCCUCGGAUAUGUAGUCCAUGUUGCGGUGGGGUUGGGGAUUCCGACGGCUGCAUUUUGGCCGGCUUCGGUGUUUCAACUAGUGAUUCUUCUUAGUAUCCCAAAGCUUAUUGACGAUGGAUGGAUUGAUGAAAAUGGCACCCCACUUGUGAAAGAUAAGAUGUUUCAGUUGUCACCUACGACGCCUGCUAUACACCCAACCAAAUUCGUAUGGUUCAACAUCGAUACCUCUCCUUCAACACAGAAAGUCAUGUUCCAUGCUUCAUGGGCGAACAGCAAAGCUGUUGAAACAGCAGAUUGGGUAGUUUGCAACUCAAGUUUGGAAUUGGAGCCUGAAGGGUUCAACUUGGCUCCCAAAGUCCGACCCAUCGGCCCGCUUCCAGCCUCCGAUCGGCUCGGAAACUUGUCUGGGAAUUUCUGGCCCGAGGAUCCAACUUGUUUGCAGUGGCUCGAUCAGCAAUCGCCUGCUUCAGUCAUAUAUGUUGCAUUCGGUAGCUUCACGGUUUUUGACGAAAUCCAGUUCCAGGAGAUGGCUCUGGGGCUUGAACUCACCAACAGGCCAUUUCUUUGGGUCGUCAGAGAAGAUAUCACAAAGGGGAAACACCAUGCUUACCCACAGGGGUUUAUCGAACGAGUGGGAGAUCGAGGUAGGAUGGUGAGUUGGGCACCGCAAGGAGCAGUGUUGGAACAUUCUUCGAUCGCUUGCUUUUUAAGUCACUGCGGGUGGAAUUCCACCAUUGAAGGCGUAAGCAAUGGGGUUCCCUUCUUGUGCUGGCCUUACUUUGGAGACCAGUUCCUGAACGAGAGCUACAUCUGCGACAUCUGGAAGAUCGGACUGAAGUUCGAAAGCGACGAAAGAGGGGUCAUCGGAAAAGAAGAGAUUAAAAGCAAGGUGGAACAAUUGGUCGGUGAUGAUGAUAUCAGAACAAGAGCUGUCGAACUGAAGCGAAGGGUUACCAAAAGUGUCGGCGAAGAUGGAAGUUCUGAUCAGAUGUUGAAAGAUUUUGUUGAGUGGUUGAAAUCGUAGAUAGCAGCAACUACUUCAGAAAUA